GGCGGUGGUCACGUUUCAAAACCGAAAAUGGCCACCAGGUGGCGCACCGGAAGGACUGAGGGACUGGCCCAGUGGCAGUUGUGCGCAAGCGCAGAGCUUUGGUCUUGUCGGUGUUGUGAUGGUGAUGGCGGUGUGAACGCGUCCUCUGUGUGUGUGUGUGUGUGUGUGUGUCUCUUGUGUUACAGGGUUGAUCCACAGCAGCUGUGUGUGUGUGUGUGUGUGUGUGUGUGUGUGUGUGUGUGUGUGUUGGAGUGACACACACAGGCAGUAUGAGGGAGUGUUUACCCCCUGCAGCACUGUUGUGUUUCUCACUAUAGCCUGAUAUUAGAGUGAGUUUGUGUAGUGCAGAUCUUCUCUGUGUGUGUGUGUGUGUGUGUGUGUGUGUGUGUGUGUGUGGGCGCAGCAUGUCGGUGUCGAGCAGUGACGCGUGUCUCAGCAUUGUGCACAGUCUGAUGUGCCACCGUCAGGGUGGUGAGAGCGAGAGCUUCAGUAAGAGAGCCAUCGAGAGUCUGGUGAAGAAACUGAAGGAGAAGAAAGAUGAACUCGACUCUCUGAUCACUGCAGUCACCACCAACGGAGCUCAUCCCAGCAAGUGUGUUACCAUACAGCGCACACUCGAUGGGAGACUGCAGGUUGCCGGCCGUAAGGGCUUUCCCCAUGUGAUCUACGCGCGGUUAUGGCGGUGGCCUGAUCUCCAUAAGAACGAGCUGAAACAUGUGAAAUACUGCCAGUAUGCCUUCGACCUGAAGUGUGACAGUGUGUGUGUAAACCCCUACCACUACGAGAGGGUCGCAUCACCUGGUAUUGACCUGUCUGGACUGAACCUCGGGGGAACCGGUCCGAGUGCAGGUCUAUUGGUUAAGGAGGAAUUUGACCCUCAGCCGUCUCACUCCAGCUCUGAUGGAGUACAAAGUAUUCAGACCAUCCAGCACCAGCCCACCCCGUCUCACCCAGCCCCACCCCCGCCCACACGCCCCCCACUGCCUGAGACCUUCAGUAGCCCCGCACUUAUGCCAACACCCGAGGCAGCAAGCUCCGCCCCCAGCCCUGCUUUCUCCAGCAUGGCUCCUACACCGGCUGCAGGCGGCGGCUCGUGGACAAGAGCCAGUGGUUUUUCAGCAACCCUGACCAACCCACCUGGAGCUUUGCAGCACCACCCACCUCAGUACUGGCCUGUACAUAAUGAACUGAUUUUCCAGCCACCGAUAUCUACACAUCCAGCUCCUGAUUACUGGUGUUCCAUAGCCUACUUUGAGAUGGACAUUCAGGUGGGUGAGACUUUUAAAGUGCCAUCCUCAUGUCCAGUGGUGACAGUAGAUGGUUAUGUGGAUCCAUCAGGAGGAGAUCGCUUCUGCCUCGGCCAGCUCAGUAACGUUCACCGCACCGAGGCCAUCGAGAGAGCGAGGCUCCACAUUGGUAAAGGGGUGCAGUUGGAGUGUAAAGGUGAGGGUGAUGUUUGGGUGCGAUGCCUUAGUGACCACGCUGUGUUUGUCCAGAGUUAUUAUCUGGAUCGAGAAGCCGGACGUGCACCAGGUGACGCUGUCCACAAAAUCUACCCCAGUGCUUACAUCAAGGUGUUUGAUCUGAGGCAGUGCCAUCGUCAGAUGCAGCAGCAGGCAGCUACAGCUCAGGCAGCAGCAGCAGCUCAGGCUGCAGCCGUCGCGGGAAACAUUCCAGGACCAGGAUCAGUGGGAGGAAUAGCACCAGCUAUCAGUUUGUCUGCAGCUGCAGGUAUUGGGGUUGAUGAUCUGCGGCGUCUGUGUAUCCUGCGUAUGAGUUUUGUGAAAGGUUGGGGUCCUGAUUAUCCUCGUCAGAGCAUCAAAGAAACACCAUGUUGGAUUGAGAUUCACCUACACAGAGCACUGCAGCUGCUGGACGAAGUUCUCCACACCAUGCCUAUUGCUGAUCCUCAACCACUCGACUGACCUCUGACCCCUGAGCGAUCCUCAACCAUCAACAACUUAAAUCAUCUAAAACCUCUAAGUGACCCCUAACCCACAGUGACCCCACCACACAACUCACCUCCAGUCUCCAGGGUGGUCUGUAUGAAUUCACACUUAGCACUCGUGCACGCACACACACGCACACACACGCACACACACACACACACACACACACACACACACACACACACACACACACACUGAGCUCCUCUUAUACACAUCACUGUGAGGAAAACUAACAGCACAGGAACCACAGGAACCUCAUCAGAAGCACUGAGGAUGCAGACGGUUCUCCUGAAACACUACCUGAACUCGGAGCAGCAGUUUUCCAAACCCUCACUGCAGCUUCUCUGUAAAUUCAUGCACAAAUGAUCAUAAGCUCGGAGGUGUGUGUUAAACCCGUGUUGAGCGCAGACGAGGCCACGGCGGCGUCACACUGAACACGUCUCCAUCAUCUGCAGUUACAUGUUUUGUAGCAUAAAAACAUUCUGGAGUCACAAUAAACAGCCUCCAGUGUU
Molecule: messenger RNA, 2461 nt
Organism: Silurus meridionalis
Lineage: Eukaryota; Metazoa; Chordata; Actinopteri; Siluriformes; Siluridae
Gene: smad4b
Product: SMAD family member 4
Exons: 11
Coding region: 405-1925 (506 amino acids)
Biological process (GO): anatomical structure morphogenesis; SMAD protein signal transduction; cell differentiation
Cellular component (GO): heteromeric SMAD protein complex
Molecular function (GO): RNA polymerase II cis-regulatory region sequence-specific DNA binding; I-SMAD binding; DNA-binding transcription factor activity, RNA polymerase II-specific
Source: RefSeq, a predicted model, not a curated record